Messenger RNA from Megalopta genalis, 834 nucleotides. RefSeq lists its product as uncharacterized. NCBI's taxonomy places the organism in Eukaryota, Metazoa, Arthropoda, Insecta, Hymenoptera, Halictidae. The record is from RefSeq and is a predicted model, not a curated record.
GCGCUUUGAUUCGUCAUUAACGGUGCAGUCCAAGAAGAGGAUCUCAAAAAUCUGGAAACUUGGGAAUUAUUACACGACGGGAUUGCUCGAAUGGCAACCAUGAACGCGCCUGUUAGCGAUGUGAAAAUUAAACAGUGGUCAGCCGCGGUGCCUUUGAAGGCUCCGGACAACAUUGUGUCUUCGCAGUAUGCAAUGCUGAAAACUUUCGUGCCUUCUUACGAAAAGGAAAAACGGCCUUGCAUGGAACAACUGUUAACGAACGAAUACCAGCGUAUCUGGUGGCAAGAGAAGGAAAUGUGGGACAGAAGAUUUAACUCACAGCCGACUACGAAGAAAUUAAUGCAACGCAUGGUAAUAAGAAAAAAGUCGUCGAGAGAAACUGCGAAGGAGCUGCCCAAGAAAAUGAAGAAACCGCGAAGAAAAACAGACUCGAAGAUCAAGAAGGCCGAAGAAGAAAAAGAAGAAGAAGAGCCGAAGAAGACGAAGGGGAAAGAAAUUAUUCCGAUCCGAGCAACGGAUAAGAAGCAAGAACACGAAGAAAAAUAACGAAGAAAAAUUGCUUCGAACGAACUGUAAAUGCUGCAUCAAAUUCGAUGCGAUGCCGUUUAAAAUUGUAGGUUCAUUGUUCGUAGCUCGAUCAAUUUUUCUGUAAUCAAACUCGACGAACACACUAAUCUAACACCUGCGACCCAUUCUUUUCGUUUUCUGCCCCCGUUUUCUAAACGUUUACCCUAGGAACAAUCGAUUUUCUACCAUAUACAUAUACGUGCACGUGUAUUUGUAUCGACCGUUUAAAAGAGCAAAAUAAAAGCAUCUAUUGCUAAUUUCUCUUAA